Molecule: messenger RNA, 1697 nt
Organism: Apodemus sylvaticus (European woodmouse)
Lineage: Eukaryota; Metazoa; Chordata; Mammalia; Rodentia; Muridae
Gene: Rflnb
Product: refilin B
Exons: 3
Coding region: 160-810 (216 amino acids)
Biological process (GO): negative regulation of chondrocyte development; actin filament bundle organization; negative regulation of bone mineralization involved in bone maturation
Cellular component (GO): actin filament bundle
Molecular function (GO): filamin binding
Source: RefSeq, a predicted model, not a curated record
GGCCUCGAGCGAGCGCGGCCGCCGGCGACACCCGGACAACGCGCCGGCGGCGGGGCAAGGAGGGCAGCCCGGAGGGCAGCGGCCCCGGCCCGCGUGUGCGGCCCUCUCUCGCACUCCAACACCGCGCCGCCUGUCCCCGGCCCUGCCACACGUGCAGCUAUGGUGGGCCGGCUGAGCCUGCAGGAUGUCCCCGAGCUCGUGGACACGAAGAAAAAAGGCGACGGCGUCCUGGACAGCCCGGACUCGGGGCUGCCCCCAAGCCCUAGCCCCAGCCACUGGGGGCUCGCAGCGACGGCGGGCGGCGGCGGGGAGCGCGCUCCGGUCGCAGGGACGCUGGAGCCCGAUGCGGCGGUGACCCCUGUAGUCCCGAACCCAGCAUCUCUGACCCACUCGCUGGCUGCCGUCUGCUCACCGCGACUCUGUCCUCUGUCCUUCGGUGAAGGAGUCGAGUUUGACCCCUUACCACCAAAGGAAAUAAAGUAUACCUCCUCAGUCAAGUACGACUCCGAGCGGCACUUCAUCGAUGAUGUGCAGAUGCCCCUGGGCCUGGUGGUGGCUUCCUGCAGCCAAACAGUCACCUGUAUCCCCAAUUGCACUUGGCGAAACUAUAAGGCCGAAGUGCGCUUCGAGCCUCGCCACAAGCCUGCUCGUUUCCUCAGCACCACCAUCGUCUACCCCAAGUACCCCAAAACCAUCUACACCACCACUCUGGAUUACAACUGCCACAAGAAGCUGAGGAGGUUUCUAUCCAGCGUGGAGCUCGAAGCCACAGAGUUCCUGGGUAGCGAUGGGCUCUCCGAUGAAUGCUGACUUAGCUAGCUUGAGGUCGGACCAGCUGUUCAUACACUGUCCUGGUCCCCAGACCACCCUGGACAAGCUGGGUAGCAUUGCUCUUGCGUAUCACCCCAGCCCCAGAGGAAUCUAACUUGGAGAUACCUCUAAGCCCAGCCGGGGAAGAUGUAUUAAAAAAAAAAAAAAUCACUUCAUCUUAUAAUAAUAGAGAAACUCGGCUUCGUUAAAAUUUUUUCCAGAUAGUUUAAAAAAAAAAAAAAGAAUGUGUGUGUGUGUGUGUGUGUGUGUGUGUGUGUGUGUGUUCUGGUUGGUUGAUGCAGUUUCCCCAAAGUCUCAAUUUGAUAAGAAAAUAGUAAGAGGCAAAACAAAAGGUCAGUGCUAUCACGGCAGGCUGAGGUGAGCGCGUCCUCCAUUUUCUGAUGAACAGAGUGGGAAAAAUCUCUGGACUAGAGUAGGUAAGUUAAGACAUUUCAGCCGUGCGUAUGUUUACUGCUGAGGGGAAAGGAGAGUUAACUGCUCCGGAGACUGUGAUGCCUGUGUGUGCUUAGACUGCUCUGGGCCUUUUUUUUUCUCUACUUCUAUUUGUUUUUCCUGUUAACCCAAACUCUUAGAUUUAUCAAAAAUCUUUUUCAUGAUAUUAGGGAAGAAAAACAAAACAAAACAAAAAAGCCACAAGAGGAGAUGCCUUUAACACAAACUCUCUGCCUAUUCCGCUUUUGUUGGUUGGGUGAACAGCUAGCCGGGUCCGAGGCCCCGCGGCCGUCUGGCUCCCGCUGGUUGGUUUCAGGCCCAGGCUCUGGUGCCGCCCAGCACGCUUGGCAUCUGGUUAACGUCUCCCCAGGCUUGUGUAACUCUGCUCAUAGGUAUUUUGGGGUUUUGAAAUACUUUUCCUUUUUUUUUUUUUU